CAUGCUGCCUCGUCUGUCGAAUAUCCCGCUACUAGGCUACGGCGUUGUGGUAAGCUUGCUUGAAGUGUGGUUGAUUUUUGCUGAAUGUGUGGAGUAUAAUUUUUGAACACUAUGUCUGCUUUCAAAAAAGCACAAAAGGCGAAGCAAAGGCCUCACAGGGAAAGGGCACAACCUGAAAGUCGACGGCAUUUGGGAAUUCUAGAGAAAAAGAAGGAUUACAAAGAACGAGCUGAUAAUUUUCAUAGCAAAGAGAAACGAAUCAAGAUCUUACGUAAGAAAGCAUUAGAAAAAAAUCCGGAUGAAUUUUAUCAUAAAAUGAUCCAUAAAAGGCUGACAGAGGGUGAAUUAUGGCUGGAUAAUAAAAGACCAGAAGACACAAUGACAGAAGCACAAAAAAAGUUGAUGGCAUCGCAAGAUUUAAACUAUGUUUCAAUGCGGCUUCAAAUGGAAAAAAAGAAGAUAGUAAAAUUAUCAGAAUUCAUAGAUUUAGCAGAUAAACCUCAAAAUACGCGGACAAUUUUUGUAGAUUCGAAGGAGGAAGCCAAACGAUUUGAACCUGAUGAAAGUUUUGUUCCAUUGUCGCUACAAUCAGACCACCCAGAAGUAGUGAAACAUAAAGAAGAGAAAGAAAAAUUGAAAAGAGAAUUAGAAAAAAGAAAAGAGAGAGCGAUGGAGCUUCAAAUUAUCGUAGACAAAAUGGAAUUGCAAAAACAUUUGGCAGAUUCUUCAGUUAAAAGACAGAAAAUUGAAAAAGAAACUAAAACAUCAGCUGCAAUUUAUAAAUGGCAAAGUGUAAGAAAGAGAUAAAAUUGUGUUUGAUUCCCUUCUCGAUUUCAAUUCUCAACUCGGGGAAUGAAUGCAUUGUCGGUUUCCUUAUUUCCUACGAGGUGCAAGCAUACGAGGGUGUCCAAACGUAAAACCAAAAUUGGGAAUCGUAAUGGCUGUUGUACUGAGAGAAAUACAAAUGUAUGAAUCCUACUUUAAAAUUGACCUGAAACUUUUUUGAAAGGUCAGGUAGAUGCUUGCUUGCAUGUAUCGUCUUUUGAGGUGGAAAAUUUAUAUCAAGAUUUUAUCUUCUGGGUAGUUGUAGUCUUUGGUACAGGCAUUUGCAGGAAAAACGCUCAAAACAUUCUUUCCUUUAAAACGCUAUACUUAUCAAAAUAUUUUGUGUUGGUUGAUACUGAUGCGUGUGGAAUUAUAAAUUUUGAAUGGUGGAAUA
Styela clava is the source of this 1219-nucleotide messenger RNA. RefSeq names its product putative U3 small nucleolar RNA-associated protein 11. Lineage: Eukaryota; Metazoa; Chordata; Ascidiacea; Stolidobranchia; Styelidae. Gene Ontology annotation, cellular component: nucleolus; small-subunit processome. The record is from RefSeq and is a predicted model, not a curated record. Gene Ontology annotation, biological process: rRNA processing.